Phyllostomus discolor (pale spear-nosed bat) is the source of this 4750-nucleotide messenger RNA. It is a transcript of the gene FGFR2, whose product is annotated as fibroblast growth factor receptor 2. The record is from RefSeq and is a predicted model, not a curated record. The transcript has 19 exons. Gene Ontology annotation, biological process: positive regulation of cell population proliferation; fibroblast growth factor receptor signaling pathway; multicellular organism development. NCBI's taxonomy places the organism in Eukaryota, Metazoa, Chordata, Mammalia, Chiroptera, Phyllostomidae. Gene Ontology annotation, molecular function: fibroblast growth factor binding; fibroblast growth factor receptor activity; ATP binding. The coding region runs from base 574 to 3174 and encodes 866 amino acids. Gene Ontology annotation, cellular component: membrane; signaling receptor complex.
GAGAGCCGAGCGAGCGGGCGGGCUGCGGGUGCGGAGCGGGCGAGCGAGCGAGCGAGCGAGCGCGGCCGCCACAAAGCUGGGGCGCCGCGAGGUCUGCGCGCGGCGUAGCUGGCCCGGCGCGGCGACUUCUCUCCAGGCUGGCGGGGCCCGGGCGCCCCGAGGCCGCAGCUUUCCUGCGCGCUCUGAGCGUUCGCAAGUUGCGAGCAAAGUUUGGUGGAGGAAAAGCCAAGCCUGAGUCCUUUCUUCCUCUCGCUCCCCAAAUCCGUGGGCAGCCCGCGGGCGUCAUGCCCGCGCUCCUCCGCAGUCUGGGGCUCUCGUGAAGCCUCGGAGUCUUGGCGCCGGCGAGGACCCCAGAACCACUUUUUCCUUUUUGGAGUUUCCCCGGAGCUUGUCGCUGGCUCCAUCCUGAUCUACGCCGGGCGCAGGGGCAGAACCGAUCGCCGAGGAGCGUUGCCAUUCAAGAGGCUGCAGCAGAAGCCGCGGCAGGACCAUCGGCGGCAGCACCGUGGUCCCUGAGCCCACCGCAGGCUGAAGGCGUUGCUGGCGGUCCAUGCGCACAGGGGAAGUGUGCAGAUGGGAUUAACGUCCACAUGGAGAUAUGGAAGAGGACGGGGCGUUGGCACUGUAACCAUGGUCAGCUGGGGCCGCUGCGUCUGCCUGGUUGUGGUCACCAUGGCAACGUUGUCCCUGGCCCGGCCCUCCAGUUUAGUUAAGGAUACCACGUUAGAGCCGGAAGAGCCGCCAACCAAAUACCAAAUCUCCCAACCGGAAGUUUUCGCGGCCGUGCCCGGGGAGUCGCUAGAGUUGCGCUGCCAGUUGAGAGACGCUGCCAUGAUCAGUUGGACUAAGGAUGGGGUACACUUGGGGCCCGACAAUAGGACAGUGCUUAUUGGGGAGUACUUGCAGAUAAAAGGCGCCACGCCUAGAGACUCCGGCCUCUAUGCUUGUACGGCUGCUAGGACUGUAGACAGUGAGACUGUCUACUUCAUGGUGAAUGUCACAGAUGCCAUCUCCUCCGGAGACGAUGAGGACGACACAGACGGCUUCGAGGAUUUCAUCGGCGAGAACAGUAACAACAAGAGUGCUCUCCCCUUGUUGGCCAGCAGACACCGGAAGGAGUAUUUCUCAGAGUGGAAACGGCCUGGUGAUGCAAACUUACGAGCUCCGUACUGGACCAACACGGAUAAGAUGGAAAAGCGGCUUCACGCCGUGCCGGCGGCCAACACAGUCAAGUUUCGCUGUCCAGCCGGGGGGCACCCGACACCCACGAUGCGGUGGCUGAAAAACGGCAAGGACUUCAAACAGGAGCAUCGCAUUGGAGGUUACAAGGUGCGAAACCAGCACUGGAGCCUCAUCAUGGAAAGCGUGGUCCCGUCCGACAAAGGAAACUACACCUGCGUGGUGGAGAAUGAGUACGGGUCCAUCAACCACACCUACCACCUCGAUGUCGUUGAGCGAUCGCCACACCGGCCCAUCCUCCAAGCCGGACUGCCCGCCAACGCCUCCACCGUGGUCGGAGGAGACGUGGAGUUCGUCUGCAAAGUCUACAGCGAUGCCCAGCCCCACAUCCAGUGGAUCAAACACGUGGAAAAGAACGGCAGUAAAUAUGGGCCCGAUGGGCUGCCCUAUCUCAAGGUUCUGAAGCACUCGGGGAUAAAUAGUUCCAAUGCAGAAGUGCUGGCUCUGUUCAAUGUGACUGAGGCCGACGCUGGGGAGUAUAUAUGUAAGGUCUCCAAUUAUAUAGGGCAGGCCAACCAGUCUGCCUGGCUCACUGUCCUGCCCAAACAGCAAGCGCCCGUCAGAGAAAAGGAGAUCCCGGCCUCCCCAGACUACCUGGAGAUAGCCAUUUACUGCAUAGGGGUCUUCUUAAUCGCCUGCAUGGUGGUGAUCGUCAUCGUGUGCCGGAUGAAGACCACCACCAAGAAGCCGGACUUCAGCAGCCAGCCGGCCGUGCACAAGCUCACCAAGCGCAUCCCCUUGCGGAGACAGGUAACAGUUUCUGCUGAGUCCAGCUCCUCCAUGAACUCCAACACCCCGCUGGUGAGGAUAACCACACGCCUCUCCUCCACCGCAGACACCCCCAUGCUGGCGGGGGUCUCUGAGUACGAGCUCCCGGAGGACCCGAAGUGGGAGUUUCCGAGAGAUAAGCUGACGCUGGGCAAACCCCUGGGGGAAGGUUGCUUCGGGCAAGUGGUCAUGGCUGAGGCAGUGGGAAUCGACAAAGAGAAGCCCAAGGAGGCCAUCACCGUGGCGGUGAAGAUGUUGAAAGAUGAUGCCACGGAGAAGGACCUUUCGGAUCUGGUGUCCGAGAUGGAGAUGAUGAAGAUGAUUGGGAAACACAAAAAUAUCAUAAACCUCCUCGGAGCCUGCACUCAGGACGGGCCACUGUACGUCAUAGUCGAAUAUGCCUCGAAGGGCAACCUCCGCGAGUACCUCCGAGCCCGGAGGCCGCCCGGGAUGGAGUACUCCUAUGACAUCAACCGCGUGCCCGAGGAGCAGAUGACCUUCAAGGAUCUGGUGUCCUGCACCUACCAGCUGGCCAGGGGCAUGGAGUACCUGGCUUCCCAGAAAUGUAUCCAUCGGGAUUUAGCAGCCAGAAACGUUUUGGUCACGGAAAACAACGUGAUGAAGAUAGCAGACUUUGGACUGGCCAGGGACAUCAACAAUAUAGACUAUUACAAAAAGACCACCAACGGGCGACUGCCCGUCAAGUGGAUGGCUCCAGAGGCCCUUUUCGACAGAGUGUACACACACCAGAGCGACGUCUGGUCCUUCGGGGUGUUAAUGUGGGAGAUCUUCACUCUCGGGGGCUCGCCCUACCCAGGGAUUCCCGUGGAGGAACUUUUUAAGCUGCUUAAGGAAGGACACCGGAUGGACAAGCCUGCCAACUGCACCAACGAACUGUACAUGAUGAUGCGGGACUGUUGGCACGCGGUGCCCUCCCAGAGACCGACGUUCAAGCAGCUGGUCGAAGACUUGGAUCGAAUCCUCACUCUCACGACCAACGAGGAAUACUUGGACCUCAGCCAGCCUCUUGAACAGUACUCACCUAGUUACCCUGACACAAGGAGCUCUUGUUCUUCAGGAGACGAUUCCGUCUUCUCUCCGGACCCCAUGCCUUACGAGCCAUGCCUCGCUCAGUUCCCACAUAUAAAUGGCACUGUUAAAACUUGAGCGAGCUUGUCCCCCGCCCGCCCCUCCCCUCCCCCCGUCCCCAAGCGGGCGGCAGCAGGGACCUAGCCACACUAGGGAGCAGGGAGGCCAGUGCGUCCAGGAGCUCCUUGUCCCCGCUUGUAUAUAUGGCUCAGAGGAGUAAAUAAUUGGAAAAGUAAGCGCCACACAUGUAAAGAGUUUAUGUAGAGGGAAAAGUGUCACCUUCAUGAGGAGAAGAGGACUGUCCCUGGGGCGAGGGGCGGCCACGGGCCACCACACACGCCCGUGACCCACUGUGGGUGCUGGCUGUGGACCAGCCGGACUCGAGGCAAACCUGUGCUUUGCCUUCCUUGUGAAUUUUGUAAGAAUUGGAGAAAAAUAUAUGUCGGCACACACUUACAGAGCACAGUUGCAGUAUAUAGGUGCUGGAUGUAUGUAAAUAUAUUCAAAUUAUGUAUAAAUAUAUAUUAUAUAUUUACAAGGAAUUAUUUUUUGUAUUGAUUUUAAAUGGAUGUCCCAAUGCACCUAGAAAAUUGGUCUCUCUCUCCCUUUUUUUUUUUUUUUAAAUAUAGCUAUUUGCUAAAUGCUGUUCUUACACAGAGUUUCUUAAUUUUCACCAGGCAGAGGUGGAGAGUACUUUUGCUUUCAGGGAAAAUGGUAUAACAUUAAUUUAUUAAUGGAUUGGUAAUAUACAAAACAAUUAAUCAUUUAUAGUUUUGUGGGGGGUGUUUUUUUUUUUUUGGUAAUUUAAGUGCAUUUCUAUGCAGGUAGUAUCGGACUAGUUAAUCUGCUGCUCGGACUUAACUAGUUAUCAGAUCCUUUGAAGAGAGAAAUAUUUACGGAAGAUGACUCAUUUGGGGAAACGGAGGCUUUGAAUUGUGCUUAAACUCUGCUGUUACGAUUGUUCUGAAACCACCUCCACGCCCACGUCAAAGGAACUGGCUCACCCGGUGUUCUGUUUCCAUGUGCAGCUCUGUCAUGGGGCCCUUGUGACCUUGAACUGGACUUCCCAAGACAAAUGGGACCGGCGCUCUCUUAAAAAGAUGCCUUAAUCCAUCCCGCCAGGAUGGACCUCAGUUGAGAGGAUCGCGGAAUGUACUCCCCGGCAGCUGGCCUUGCGCCCUGGAGUUGCACAGUAAUCAGAUUAGCCUGUUCCCUCCACUGCGUCUUGAUAAUGGCUUCCAGAUUUAUUGGCGUUGGAGAAGCCUUUUAGCAUCUUCACGACUCAUCAUAGAAAAUUGAAACACUGAGUCCUUCUGCUGAUGGUUCCGGGGAUACGUCCAUCCUUUUAAAGGAUUGCUUCCGCCGGCUGCUGGCAGGACCUCCCCGGCAGACCCUGCCGGACGCCGCCGGUGCCGGACAGAGCAGGGCCGCGCCCGCCCGUUCUGUCCGAAGGGACCGCGUCUCGCUUCCGAAACAUCGCUCACUUUGCUGUACCCGCGCCCCACGAAUGCAGAAUACACUGAUUUUACGUGUCAAUGAAAUUUGGAGAAAGUAUUUAAUAAAACCUGUUAAUUUUUAUACUGACAAUAAAGAUGUUUCUACAGAUAUUAAUGUUAACAACACAAAAUAAAUGUCACGCAGCUUAUUUUUUUAA